Molecule: messenger RNA, 306 nt
Organism: Mollisia scopiformis
Lineage: Eukaryota; Fungi; Ascomycota; Leotiomycetes; Helotiales; Mollisiaceae
Product: ankyrin
Exons: 1
Molecular function (GO): protein binding
Source: RefSeq, a predicted model, not a curated record
AUGACAGCAGGUGGUGGGACAAAAGGCAACGCUCUGCAAGCAAAGGCACGCAAGGGAGAUUGUGAGGCAGUGUCGUAUCUCCUUGACCUAGGAGCCGAUAUCGACAACCUUAGUGGGGAUUUUGGAACUCCAAUGAUGGCUGCUGCAUCAAACGGCAAGCUCGAAAUGAUUCACUUCUUAAUUGAGAGGGGAGCUGAUAUCAUGAAAAAAGAUGACAGCAAUAAUGGAAGUGGGGGGUCAGCAAUAGACGUAGCAGCAGCAAAUUGCCAUGAAACGGUGGUUCAAGCGCUGUUGGACAAAGGGGCU